ACAGUUCAGUAUUAACGACGCAUUCGCAGCGAACCGAUCGCAGAACCGGAACCUUAAAGCGGAAGAUAUAGAACUCAUAUAGACAGUGACAUCAUGUGCAAUAGUGCGAUCAUCUGCCUGGCAAUCGUGGCCGCCGUGGCCUCCAUCUCUCAGGUUUCGGCCCAAGCCCAAACAACGCCACAAUCCUGCGCCCAAGCCACCGGCAUUAGUUUUAACCAGACCGCUUUUAGUGGUCAGUGGGUCGAGUUGGCCCGCAAUCCCGCCUCAAAUGUCUCCUGCAUUUCCCUUAACGUGGCUUUCUGGAACAACAACAAUUACAUGCUGGUCAAUGUCAGCCAUUCAAGCAAUGUCGCCUCCACUUUGGUGGACGUCUAUGAAACUGCGAAUAUCACGCUGGUGGAGAACAACCUCAGCGGAUACAAUGUCACCCUGGUGAAUGGCCAGAAGCAGGAGUACGUCUUCGUGAAGUUGCUUAGCUUUGUGAACUCCACCUAUCUGGUUGGAUGCACCUACACCAAUGCUACCAACACAUCAACCAGUGCUGGUUUUAUUCUGGGUAGGUCCACCUAUACUCCGGAAGGCGUAAGGAUUGCCAACAAUGAUGCCUCCGUGUCCUUCAGCAAUUUCCAGAACAACACCUACGGCAAUGUCACUCAGUUGGAUUGCCGUGCCAGUUCCGCCGGACAGACUGUGCCUCUGACCCUGAUAUCUGGCUUCCUUGCCUUUGCCCUUUUGCUGAUCAAGGCCUAAAAAUGGAGAUGUAUCCAAUGGCUGCUUUGCCUAGCCACCAUAAAUGAAAAAAAAAAAACUAACAAAAUCCAAUCACUUGCCUAAGUUAUUGUGUCAUACUCUUUAUUUAGUUUUUAGUUGACUUUAAACACCGCACUCUGAAAUCGAGGCAAGGCAAAAUGAUGUCAAUAAAAGUAAACCGAAAUGGGUGAGGGCCCAUAAAAAGCCCCCACUGAAAAGAAUACAAUUCGAUAAAGGCCAAGAGACAAGAUCAGGUGUCUCAAUGCUCUGGUGCAAUCAGUGCUUUAAUUUGCUGGCAACUUGUUAGAAGGUAUGCGCGAUAAGAUAAACGUAAACGAUAACAAAAUAUAUGACUGUGCCACCCCAUUCUCACUAACGGUCAUAGAUUUUCUAUUUUUUUUUCCUUGCUAAUAUCUAACGAGCAGCUCAUAAAUCAAUCAAUGGCCUCGUGUUCACAGGCACAAAUAUCCGAUACGUUUUGCCACUGAUUAAUUGAUUGCGAUUGCAAAAUCACUACGCUCCGGCGUUUAUAGUUGGCUAAUUACAACGGUUCAGGGGCAUUUUUGUUAUCGCUUGUUGAUAGGAUUUAAGUGGGUUUAUUCCAAAUGAUGUUAAAUUUGCGAUAUAAGGAAAAUUGGCUUAGUUCCGAGUAGCUUGUCACAGUUAUUUGUUUACGUUUUGUCUGGCAAAAGUAUAAUCAUACAAAAAGGCAAUAAAUCUUAAAUUGAUAAGAUGAGAUAUUACCGAAAUAUAUAUAUACAAAUAUUGAUAAGUAUGCUGAACUUGCAUAGAUAGG
Drosophila melanogaster (fruit fly) is the source of this 1546-nucleotide messenger RNA. RefSeq lists its product as uncharacterized. The transcript is spliced from 3 exons. The record is from RefSeq and is marked reviewed. Lineage: Eukaryota; Metazoa; Arthropoda; Insecta; Diptera; Drosophilidae. The coding region runs from base 94 to 750 and encodes 218 amino acids.